Messenger RNA from Triticum turgidum subsp. durum (durum wheat), 1338 nucleotides. Lineage: Eukaryota; Viridiplantae; Streptophyta; Magnoliopsida; Poales; Poaceae. The record is from the annotation of a GenBank genome assembly.
AUGGAUGAGGAGUACGACGUGAUCGUGCUGGGGACGGGGCUCAAGGAGUGCAUCCUCAGCGGCCUCCUCUCCGUCGACCGCCUCAAGGUGCUUCACAUGGACAGGAAUGACUAUUAUGGUGGAGACUCCACAUCGCUCAAUCUCAACCAGCUGUGGAAGAGGUUCAAGGGCGACGAGACACCCCCUGCAAGUAUAGGAGCUAGCAGAGACUACAAUGUAGACAUGGUUCCAAAGUUUAUGAUGGCAAAUGGUGCUUUGGUCCGUGUACUCAUUCAUACUGGUGUUACCAAGUAUUUAUCCUUUAAAGCUGUGGAUGGAAGCUACGUUUUCAACAAGGGAAAGAUCCACAAAGUUCCCUCAACUGAUAUGGAAGCUCUCAAGUCUCCAUUGAUGGGAUUGUUUGAGAAGCGAAGAGCAGGGAAAUUCUUCCUUUAUGUUCAAGAUUACAAGGAAAAUGAACCAAGUACUCACAAGGGGCUGGACCUUACAAAGAUGACCAGUAAACAACUUAUCUCAAAAUACGGUUUGGAUGAUAAUACAAUAGACUUCAUUGGUCAUGCGGUCGCUCUUCAUAAGGACGAUAGUUAUCUUUCAGAACCUGCAAUUGACAUUGUGAAGCGGAUGAAGCUUUAUGCAGAAUCAGUGGCUCGUUUUCAAGGAGGCUCGCCAUAUAUUUAUCCUCUUUAUGGUUUAGGGGAGCUGCCACAGGGUUUCGCACGGCUUAGUGCUGUAUAUGGCGGGACAUACAUGUUGAAUAAGCCAGAGUGCAAGGUCGAAUUUGAUGAUGAAGGGAAAGUUCGUGGAGUUACAUCUGAAGGGGAGACAGCAAAAGGCAAGAAAGUUGUUUGUGAUCCGUCUUACGUACCUGAGAAGGUUAAAAAGGUUGGAAAGGUUUUUCGUGCAAUUGCUAUCAUGAGCCACCCGAUCCCAAAUACUGCUGAAUCUCACUCAGUACAGAUCAUAAUACCACAAAAGCAACUUGGCCGCAGAUCAGACAUGUAUGUUUUCUGUUGUUCCUAUUCUCACAAUGUUGCGUCGAAGGGAAAAUUCAUAGCGUUUGUGUCAGCACAAGCAGAGAGUGACAAUCCAGAGGCAGAACUGAAGCCAGGAAUCGAUCUUCUUGGGCCAGUUGACGAGUUGUUUUUCGACACAUACGACAGAUAUGAACCUACUAAUGACCCUUCUUCGGACAAUUGUUUUAUAUCAACGAGUUAUGAUGCCACAACACACUUUGAGUCUACCGUGAUGGAUGUUCUUUCGCUGUAUACAAAGAUCACCGGAAAGACGGUUGAUCUCAGUGUGGAUCUAAGUGCUGCAAGUGCCAACGAAGAUGAUUGA